Carassius auratus (goldfish) is the source of this 2185-nucleotide messenger RNA. RefSeq names its product Sp7 transcription factor (gene sp7). Gene Ontology annotation, molecular function: DNA-binding transcription factor activity, RNA polymerase II-specific; RNA polymerase II cis-regulatory region sequence-specific DNA binding. The record is from RefSeq and is a predicted model, not a curated record. The transcript is spliced from 2 exons. Lineage: Eukaryota; Metazoa; Chordata; Actinopteri; Cypriniformes; Cyprinidae. Gene Ontology annotation, biological process: regulation of transcription by RNA polymerase II. Bases 152 to 1498 code for a protein of 448 amino acids.
GGUCAGUAGGGGGCGGGUCUCCCGGUAUAUCCGGGUCUCCUCAUAGAAGAGUCGCUGCGCUCCGGAGGAGUUUAUUUCAGUCAGUCUCUCCCGGACCGCGAUCUUCUCCUGCUGCUUUUGGACUGAUCUUCACAGGACUGCUUCCUCCGGGAUGGCCGCGUCGAUUCUGGAGGAGGAAACACGUUAUGGAUCCAGUCCCUUGGCUAUGCUAACCGCCACCUGCAACAAGUUUGGAAACACCAGUCCAAUCCGAGACUCCGCCACGCCCGGAAAAGCGGGAAGCACGGUACCAGUUAAGAAAGCCUACAGCAUGACCUCUGAACUCCAGAGCCCUAAGAAUAACGUGCGAGGCAAUGAGGGCAUCGCGGACUCUUACAGCGGCUCCUUCAGCUCCGCCGGGGGUUUGCUCACCCCAACCGGCAGCCCUCCUCCUGCUCCCACGGGAGCGUACGGCUCCGAAUACAACCCGUUCUCCAGUUUCCAAACCUCUAGUGCCUCUCAAGACCCUUCGCUCCUGGGGACCAAAGCCACGGCGGACUGCCUGACCAGCGUCAACACCUACUUGGACAUGACGCAUCCCUACGGCUCCUGGUACAAAGGCAUCCAUCCCGGAAUCACGGCUGCUCCUGCGAACGCAACAUCUUCUUGGUGGGACGUCCACACCAACUCAAACUGGCUAAGCGCAGGACAACCUCAACCUGAGAGCCUCCAAGCGCCCUUGCAACCCGUCGGACCUCAAACGUCCCUCAACCCUCAGAUGGGUAGUUACACUCCUGAUUUUACGUCUCUAAACCCAGCGCCAUAUUCUUCCGUAGGAUUGAGCUCGUCCUCGCACCUGCUCCAGUCCUCACAGCACAUGCUCCCGCAGGACAUGUACAAACCCAAACCCGUCCCAUCUUCUGGAAUCCUGGACAAUUCCUUGGGACUCAAACCGGUUCGGGGAUCUCCCGGAUACACCGGCGGAUCUACCACCGGAAGGUCUUCUUGCGAUUGCCCGAACUGCCAAGAGUUGGAGAGGCUUGGUGCCUCGGCCGCAUCCCUGCGCAAGAAACCCGUCCACAGCUGCCACAUUCCCGGCUGCGGGAAGGUCUACGGCAAGGCCUCGCACCUCAAAGCCCACCUGCGUUGGCACACGGGCGAACGACCAUUCGUCUGCAACUGGCUCUUCUGCGGGAAGCGGUUCACUCGCUCCGACGAGCUGGAGCGCCACGUCCGCACCCACACUCGCGAAAAGAAGUUCACUUGUCUCCUGUGCAACAAGCGCUUCACUCGAAGCGACCACCUCAGCAAACAUCAGAAGACCCACGCGGAAGCCAGCCUUCAAGGGAAGGCUCCAGAAGAGGAGACCGAGCCCAGAGGAACCGAGGAACCGACGGAUUCCGGUAAAGUGGCUCCUCAGGGGCCCGCGGGAGGCAUGCAGGACCCAACAGCUGUCGGAGAAGAAAAAAACAGCACGGGGAACGGAGUGGACAGCAGCAGUGGGCUGCUAGAGAUAUAAAAGCAUUGUGAGAGGAAUCGGAUUAAGACUCUGACAAGCGGAGCUACUGUUGCAUUGGUGCUAAGCUGCAUAAAAACUGAUAUCCUUUCCAAAAAAAAAUAAAGUUAUUAUUAUGCAAUCUGUUUUUAGGAUCUAGUUGAAUGUGCUCCACUGAGAGCAGCGCACCAUUUGAACAAAAAUAGCAGGUUUUGGGAAAAAUUAAUUGUUUUACAAAGAACUUUAGACACAGAGAUGCCUAGAUUUUGGGAGUAUUUUAAAAAUGUUUUAAUGUCUACAAACUAUUAUUGAAUUAUGUCUCAUUCUUUGUUUGAAAUUCCUUCUUUUUGACAACUUUCGGGGCUGUUUUUGAAGCCAUCGUGUAUCUGACAUUUGGGUUUCCAAUCGAUGCACAUGUGAUCUGUUUUUAUUUAAUUAAAUUUGAUCUCUUUUAUUUUUUUAAUCAUGAACGCUUUCUUGAGGACUCAUUACUUUGAUAGAACUGAUCAGGACGUAAUCUUGCGAUCUGGUGUACAGUGAAGCGUUUUCUUUUAUUUCAUUAUCGGUCCUGUUGUUUUAUUUAAUUUCCUAUUUACAUCAAAUCUAAUUUAUGUUUUAAAUUAUGAGACAAUGUUGUGUUUCACUGAUUUUGCUGAAUGGAGGUAGACCAUGAAGCGAGUCAUUUAUGAAUAAAUUAAGUCUUCUCAUUCA